GGCCCGCAGCGGCGAGCGGCUGCAGCUUUGCAGUCGAGUCCCGCUCGGAGUUCGUGUUUCCUCGGGGCGGGCUCGUCGUGACGGUCCCGGGGCCGUGCUGGAGCGGGCCUUCUGGUCUCGUGGCCCGCGGGGGCCGGGCCGCAGACAUGUGAAGGACCUCGUCCAGGAUCCCCCUCAGAGACCCCUGAGGACCACCAACACUUGGAGCUCAGGUCGGCGGCGGUAGCUGUCAUGGACACACUAGUGGAAGAUGAUAUCUGCAUCCUGAAUCAUGAGAAGGCCCACAGAGGAGACACCCUAACUCCACUCUCAAUAUAUACAGGAGAUGAAUCUGUUGCUUCACAUUUUGCCCUGGUCACUGCCUAUGAAGACAUCAAGAAGCGACUUAAGGAUUCCGAGAAGGAGAACUCAUUCUUAAAGAAAAGAAUAAGGGUUUUGGAAGAAAGGCUUGCAGGAACUCGAUCAGAUGAAGAGACAAGUUCUGUGGGACGAGAACAAGUAAAUAAGGCCUAUCAUGCAUACCGAGAAGUUUGCAUUGACCGGGAUAAUUUGAAGAGUAAGUUGGAUAAAAUGAAUAAAGACAACUCUGAAUCUUUGAAAGUAUUGAAUGAACAGCUCCAGUCUAAAGAAGUAGAGCUCCUGCAGCUAAGAACAGAGGUGGAAACUCAGCAGGUAAUGAGGAAUUUAAAUCCACCCUCAUCAAACUGGGAGGUGGAAAAGUUGAGCUGUGACCUGAAGAUCCAUGGUUUGGAACAGGAGCUGGAACUGACCAGGAAAGAGUGUAACGAUCUCAAGAUGGAGCUGCAGAAAGCUCGUCAAAUGAGUCCAUCUCAGGAAGACAGUGUGCAGAGCAGAGAUCUCCAAAGACUGAGCAUUUCCAGUGAUAGUGUGGAACAUGCGUACUGGGAACUCAAGAGAGAGAUGUCCAAUUUACAUCUGGUGACUCAAGUACAAGCUGAACUACUAAAGAAACUGAAAACCCCGGCUGCCAUCAAGAAAGCCUGUGCCUCAGUAGCAUGUGUGGAAGACCUUGGGAAAGACAGCACGAAAUUACACUUGACGAAUUUCACUGCAAUGUACAAAAGGCACCCCCCUUUAUCACCCAAUGGGAAAGCUAUUUGUUAUACUCCAUCUUCCCCUUUACCAGGAGAUAUAAAGGUUUUAUCAGAAAAAGCCAUUCUCCAGUCCUGGACAGAUAAUGAGAGAUCCAUUCCUAAUGAUGGCGCAGACUUUCAGGAACACAACUCUUACGGCAGAAAUUCUCUGGAAGACAAUUCUUGGGUAUUUCCAAGCCCUCCUAAGUCAAGUGACACAGCAUUUGGGGAAGCUAAAAGCAAAACUUUUCCUGUACCCAUCCUGCCGCCCUUGCAUUACUUGGAUCAGCAUAAUCAGAACUGCCUGUACAAGAACUGAUUGACUGAUUGGUGGUUUGAUCAUGCACACUCUGUAACUUCCAACGGUUCUCAGAACCAAAGACAUUCUUUAACAAAUUCCAUAUAGAUUUUCAACAUUCUUCAGAAUGUACAUUUAUUCAAACUGUACAGAUUAUGUCAUUGAUCUUCCAGGAUGACAGGAGUGCCCUUCAGUCCCUUCUAGGAAUCAGAUAUAUGCUAUUAUAUGAACUGUUAAUCUGAAUGUGUUUCUAGACUAUUGUACCUUUAAUUUUAUUACAGAAUUUUUUCUUCUCUGAUAAAGAAUGGAAAUGCAGAUUCUUUUAGACAUAGUUUUAUAAAGUAUGAAAUGCCUAAAUAUCCACUAACCCACUACAUGUAUGAUUACAUAAAGAAGCAAAUGGAAAUGUGAAAGGUAAAUAUAAUGGAAUAAAAGUAUGUAGGUUGUUAAAUCUC
This is a messenger RNA of Jaculus jaculus (lesser Egyptian jerboa), 1847 nucleotides long. It is a transcript of the gene Azi2, whose product is annotated as 5-azacytidine induced 2. Bases 232 to 1413 code for a protein of 393 amino acids. The transcript has 8 exons. NCBI's taxonomy places the organism in Eukaryota, Metazoa, Chordata, Mammalia, Rodentia, Dipodidae. Gene Ontology annotation, biological process: canonical NF-kappaB signal transduction. The record is from RefSeq and is a predicted model, not a curated record. Gene Ontology annotation, cellular component: cytoplasm.